AUGACCAACUACAGCGACGUCAAUGUGCACGCACUCGAGCAUCGCGAGGCCAAGCCAUCUCAAGGAGACCCAUCACAACCCGUGUCAGAGCUUUUUCGCCUGGACAAGCGAACAAUUAUAAUCACCGGCGGGUCAGGGUUUCUUGGAACGACCCUCGCAAUCGCCAUGUUCGAGAGUGGCGCCGAUGUAAUUUGCCUCGAUCUUGCCGAGACCCCCACAGCCUCAAAUUGGGGCGAGGUCGAAGCAGCUGCAAAGAAUACCAAAAGUCAGCUCUCAUACUACCAGCUCGAUGUCACCGAUGAGAACGCCAUCCAUGCAACAUUUGCCAAGUUCAUUCCCACACUCAGGUACGCCUUGAAGGGGCUGGUCACCUGCGCAGGUUUAUCUCGAAAUGGCCCUUCAACUGAAUUCUUAGCCUAUUCCUUCCGUCGCAUCCUUGACAUUAACGUGACCGGCACAUUUCUGAUUGCCCAAGCAACUGCCAAAGAGAUGAUGAAGGCGAACACGUCCGGGAGCAUUGUCUUCGUGGCCAGCAUGAGUGGAUACGUGUCUAACAAGGGCGUCGAUACUGCCGGGUAUAACGCAUCGAAAGCCGCAGUUCACCAGUUAACACGCUCUUUGGCGGCUGAAUGGGGCUCACGUAUUGGCGUGCCGCUUAUCCGAGUCAACUCCCUCUCUCCGGGAUAUAUUCGUACUGCGGCGACCGCAGAGGCGUUGCAGAAGCCGGGCAUGGAAAGUCAAUGGGUCGGCGAUAAUAUGCUUUUCCGUCUUAGCACGGUGGACGAGUUCCGUGCUCCGGUGCUGUUCAUGUUGGGCGAUGGUAGCAGCUUUAUGACAGGUGCUGAUCUGCGCGUGGAUGGAGGACAUUGCUCAUGGUAG
Penicillium maclennaniae is the source of this 879-nucleotide messenger RNA. RefSeq names its product short-chain dehydrogenase. Gene Ontology annotation, molecular function: oxidoreductase activity, acting on NAD(P)H, oxygen as acceptor. NCBI's taxonomy places the organism in Eukaryota, Fungi, Ascomycota, Eurotiomycetes, Eurotiales, Aspergillaceae. The transcript has 3 exons. The record is from RefSeq and is a predicted model, not a curated record. Bases 1 to 879 code for a protein of 292 amino acids. Gene Ontology annotation, cellular component: intracellular anatomical structure.